UUCCUCCUCCUGUCUUCUUCAGCACACUCUGUCUGCAGUUGAGCAUGGAGGGGUCUUCCUCUAGUGGUCAGGAGAAGGCUGGCCUGGGGAGGCCCAUGGUACAUUUUGAACCGGGGCCCCUUUUCCCCAGUAGAACUGUGAACUGUCUGAUGUCCCUGGGAGCUUCAGGUCUCCUGCUCUGGAAUCUUCUGAGUCGUUGAAACGUUGGCACUCGUCUGUGCCAGUUGCUUGAGAUGUUGAAAUAGAGAGGGGGAUUUGGCAAAGGAAAAGAGUUGGUCAUUAGAGCCCAAUGACCACCGAGUUGGUGUGGUCACUGAUCUCAGCAGUCUCAGCCAGCAAAUGGGUUGCUCGGAAGAACAGGCCAGGCCCUGACUCGGAAGGAAAGCGUGGGAAGAAAAGGAAGAAAUAUGGAUGGAAAGUGACUGAAGUGCACGGUACCCUGAUCAAGAUGAAGAGGAUAAGAAUGGCUGGCUGCAGCUCCGGAGACCAUGCAGUCUUCAACGAACUUCAGACGGAUCCAGUCAUUGAAGGCUCCCUCGACACUAAUGUGGGGUACCAUUCCAGUGAUGAGACUCUCUUGACUAUGAUGGUUGAAUGUUUUGGCCACCUGGAAUUCCUUCGAGAGUGUAACAACAUGGUCCAUUUUCUCCUGGCACUGUAUAUUGCCUCUCAAAUGGACACACUGGACAUGUCAUACGAUUGGCUCAUCCUUUCUGCCCUUUUGGAAAGUAAUUGGUACGCAGACAGCUUCAGGAAAUUGUGGCCAUUACAGAUUGGAUUUCUUAAUGCCAUUGAUAGGAGAGCUCAGGUGAGCCGGGAGAGCUCAGGUGAGCCAGGAAAUCCACGAAGAGGUCAGUGAUGAGGGAAAUAUGCCAUUCCAUCUGUGAAGGCUUGAAUAAAGAGAUGACAACAUGCCUCCAGGAGUUCAUUGUCCAGAAAGUCUGUACUCAUACAAGACCGAUGGACUAAAAGGAAUUUUCAUAGAUCCAUGUUGGUGUUGUCUAAAGGCUAGGGCAUGUUGUUAGCCCAUAAAAAUG
Molecule: messenger RNA, 1037 nt
Organism: Vombatus ursinus (common wombat)
Lineage: Eukaryota; Metazoa; Chordata; Mammalia; Diprotodontia; Vombatidae
Product: speedy protein E4-like
Exons: 5
Coding region: 290-859 (189 amino acids)
Biological process (GO): positive regulation of cyclin-dependent protein serine/threonine kinase activity
Molecular function (GO): protein kinase binding
Source: RefSeq, a predicted model, not a curated record